Molecule: messenger RNA, 4037 nt
Organism: Solenopsis invicta (red fire ant)
Lineage: Eukaryota; Metazoa; Arthropoda; Insecta; Hymenoptera; Formicidae
Gene: Nagk
Product: N-acetyl-D-glucosamine kinase
Exons: 7
Coding region: 1952-3229 (425 amino acids)
Molecular function (GO): N-acetylglucosamine kinase activity
Source: RefSeq, a predicted model, not a curated record
AUUUGGCAAAAUUUAUAAAAUAUUUUUUUAGUAGAAUCUUUUCGCUAAAAUUGAAACUUUUAAUAUUUAAUAAGACAAUCGCCUCAAAAGUAGAAUGUUGGGUCACAUCAUUCAUAUAUCUUAUUUAUUAUCGCGUUCGUCGUUCUUUUAUCAAAUCGAUGAUCCAAAAUCUCGCGGUUCUGACCUUCGGUUUGAUAACAUUUCGCGGAAGCAUGCGCUCGUGGACGCACGACAUGUGGAACUCGCGGUGGGGUGCGCGAACGGAGGCGGAGCGAAACGGUGACGACGACGGUGGUGGCGGCAGCGACUCAAGUGACUGUGAGCGACUGGCAGUGACGGAGACAGCGUCGAGCGGUGUGGUCGAUCGUGUUUCGUUUCUAUGAAACACGGAAAAAACGAUCAGCUUUCGUUCACGCCGCCACGAGACGGCGAUUCUCAGUUGAAUACGCGCGCUUCGCUCUUCGAGACGCUGAAGUCUCUCGCGAAAUUUUUUACUUUUUGGAAAACCUGGAGGAAAGGAUGUUGCUCACCGUUGAUGCCACGCACACCAGACACUGAACCCACUCUUUCUCUUUCUAUCAUCGUCAGCCGGUUUUCUCAGCUCCGAAGGAGAGCGAGAGUCUCGUGUUUGUCGACUUCGGGAUUAGCCGCCACGUGUGCGGAUAGGCGAAGUGUGCCUACCAGAACACAGGCGUUCGCGGUUUCCGCGCGAAAUAAACAGAGAACGAAAGUCAAGAAACGAGUUAUCAAUUCAGUAAAACGGUACGUCCGCAAUUUGCGCUUGGGUUCCAUCGUCCAAUAGCAUGCUGUGCAUAAUCAACGCCGUACGCAAUUGCGGAGUGCAAGAACAUAAGGGGCUAAGUAUAGCGAUAUAUCGCUGUCCAAGAAAUGAAGAUGUGUGAAGUACACUCCCUCUCGCUUGCCUGGAGGCGGCGGCGGCAUUCGCUUCCCUAUUUCUGAAAUCAGCAGUCUUGUUUUCAAACUGUUUUCGAAUGACUAUGCAUGUAACUUUAUCGCUCGAUACGCUCCGUUUGAGAUAAAGCGCUUUUAGCAUAAAGGGACAAUACAUCACUAAAUAUGCGUCGCAGUAAUGCAAACGCUAUGCGAAUAAAUCUUUACAACUGUUCAUAUGCAAGAUCGUUCGAUCGUUAACGUGCAAAUUAUACGUAUGAGCUAAUAAUUAUGUCGUUUCAGCUUUUGUGUCUUUCUUGUCAGCGGAAAUUUGUCGAUAAGUCUUGAUAGCGGAAAUUUGUCGUUAAGUCGAAAAAAUGUACUGCAAUCAUUGAUCAGAAAAGACUAUCUGAUCUACUGCAGGAAAUGACACCUGUUCGAAUAACAAUAUUUUAUAUCAAUCCAAUGAUUUCAGCGAUUAAAUUUGAUUAUAACAUUGAUGACAGAAGCGAUAAUAACUUUUAUAAAUGUGAAGUUCUAAUUGAGAAUUAAUGUUUUACAAGAUUUGGUAAACAUUAUAUGGAAUCAUUUCCAUUACCACGUUCCAACUUUCUACAUGAAAUUUAUAUGAGAAAGCUGGAGCUGCAAAAAUUUCAAACUUAUUCUAAAUACGCUUCAUAAGAUCCAGACAGCAUAAAAUAUUCAUCAUAAAUAAUCACAAAUAUUCUGAAAAUUUACUUUCAAAAAAUAUGUAGUAAAGAAUAUGUGCAAAAUAUUUAUGUAUACAUAUUUCAAUAUUUUAAUUUCUUAUAAAUAUUUCUAAAUUUUAUUUUGUGUUGUCUGAGAAAUAGCGUUACUUAGAAUACCGUUCUUUUGUUAUUGGAUUAAAUCAUUAAUUACUUUGGUUGUCCAGCUAGCAAAAAAUUUCAUCCUGUGCAUUAUUCCAUGUUGCAUCUCGAUGCUAUCCCGUCAUACCUCAGAUCCUGUCGAAUCCCUUCAUGAGACGUCCGCAUCGACCUUCAAAGUUUGUUGCAAAAAUCUGAACAAACAAUUUUGAAAAAUGGCAGAAAAGAAAAAAGGCAAGAAGGCAAAGAAGAAGAAGAAGAUCGUGGAUGAGCAUCAGUUGCGCAGGGACCUGAGGGAGCAGGCGAAGAUGACGAAGUCCGCGGACCAGGUGCAGGAAGCUACGAUGUCCACGCAGGUCGAGCCACAAUACUCUGAGGAUAUUAGAAUCGGUGGUGUAGAAGGAGGCGGCACAUACUCCACACUCGUAAUACUCGACGGCAAAGGUGCAAAGCUAACGGAAGUUAAAGGACCUAACACUAAUCAUUGGGGAAUCGGAAUAGACGAGACAGCUGCUAGACUCAGUGCGAUGAUUGAGAAGGGUAAACAGGAACUAAAUAUACCGGAAACUGUUCCUUUAGAUUGCGUAGGACUUACUUUAAGCGGUUGCGAGGAAGAAGCUAGCAAUCGUCAGCUCGUGGAAACUUUAUUGAAAAAAUAUCCACAGUCUGCCAAAGACUACGUGAUUGGCUCAGAUACUCUUGGCAGCCUUAGGACUGGCUUGGAGUCUGGCGGGAUUGUGCUGAUCGCUGGAACUGGCAGCAAUGCUUUGCUAAUCAAUCCGGAUGGAAAGACUCAUGGUUGCGGAGGAUGGGGACACAUGAUGGGUGAUGAGGGAGGAGCUUACUGGAUAGCUCAUCGCGCCUGUAAAUAUGUAUUCGACGAUAUUGAUGGGCUUGUGGAAGCACCAGAACCAAUAAGUUAUGUAUGGCCGGCGAUGAGAAGUUACUUCAAUGUGAGCGAUAGAAACGGCAUAUUACCAUAUCUGUAUGCGAAUUUUGAUAAAAGCACUAUUGCCAGCUUCGCCAAGGAACUUGCAAUCGGCUGCGAAAGGGAUGAUCCGCUGUGUCUGAAGCUCUUCGAUGAAGCUGGACAGAUUCUAGCGAAGCACAUUAUCGCCCUUUCGAAGAAGGCCCAUAACGAUCUCAAACUUGCUCACGGCGGCCUGAAGGUGAUCUGCGUCGGAUCUGUAUGGAAAUCAUGGAAAUUCAUGAAAAACGGUUUCGUGAAUGAGAUUCACAACAGGAGCAUCGUGGACGAAUUGAGUCUGCUGCAUUUGACGACAACGUCGGCAUUAGGCGCUUGCUACCUGGCUGCGGAAAAGAUCAAUUGUCCGUUUGUCAAACCGUACGACAGCAACGUCGAAAACUUUUUUCAUUACAAGCGUGAUCAUUAUCCGGAAGCACAAAAAACAGAACAUUCGGUAGAAUUAAAAAAUUACACGUCCGAGUGUAGUAACGCUCACGCUCACGUUCGAAAUGAAGAAACUACAUGAUAAGAUAUAAAUGAAUAAGGAAGUUCUGAUAAAUAUGCUAACGCUUUUUUUAGUCGACAUUGGAAUUCUUUAUCUGUAAACACGUUGCAAAAGUUACAAACGAAUUAUAUCUCGCAUGAUUAAUAAUCGGAAAGAUCUAAGUUCCUGAUUAGAGCGAUUAUGAAACGCAGGUGUAGCAGGUUUAAAUAUAUGAUAAGCUACACAGAUAUGCGAAAAAUGAAAAAAUUGCUUUUGUAAAAAUUACAUAUUGUAAAUUCGAUUUAACAUGUAAAUAAAUUUUUACGGAACCGAAAGCAAUAUAACUUUAAUUGCAAUAUAAUAAAAUCUUCUCGAGUAUGCGCUGUUGGAAACUGACAUAUUUUAAUAUAUUUCAUAAACUUAAGGUAACAAAAAACUAAGCAAUUUUUUUCUUCGACUACAUAUAUAGUAUAAUCGAGAUGUAAAUAUACAAUUGAUAAACUGUACAAGCUAUGUAUUCUGUACACGCUUUUUGUUCUUAACAAUAGUUGUCAGUGUUGUUGCACAGAUAUUUUACAUGGUAAGAAAGCUGCGUAAUGACACCAACUACCGUUUAAAUCAAAAAGCGUAUACAGAAUACACAAUCUGCAAAAAAUGAAAGAAUUGCUUUUGUAAAAAUUACAUAUUGUAAAUUUGAUUUUAACGUGUAAAUAAAUUUUUACAAAACCGAAAGCAAUAUAAUAAAAUAUUAAUUGUAAUAUAAUAAAAUCUCGAGUAAAUGCUGUUGGAAAUUGACAUAUUUUAAUGUAUCUCAUAAAUUUAAAAAAAUAAACAGGGUAACAAUCAAAAA